AAUGCGCAAAAGAAGAAAAAAUGAAGCCCCAGACCAAUGCAAAGCUCGUACUUUACGUGAUCGCCUAAAUAAGAGGAAAAGAGAAUUAAAAACUGAUGAGCAACAUGAAAUGCGUUUGGUUAAAGACCGUGAAAGAAAGCAACAUAAAAGAUCCAUCUUAAAAUCAAUUGAUAAAUAUCAGAACCAUCAAGAAGAGGUUGAAUUGGAAUUAAAUUCAACAACUUACCCAAUUUGA
This is a messenger RNA of Acaulospora morrowiae, 235 nucleotides long. The record is from the annotation of a GenBank genome assembly. Lineage: Eukaryota; Fungi; Glomeromycota; Glomeromycetes; Diversisporales; Acaulosporaceae.